GCGGCAGCAGUGAGAAUACGCGUUGGCAGUUGUACUUCUUUAACUUCAUACAACGGCAGGGCCAGGAAGGGGGCGCCAUGUUCCACUGCCCAUUUCAUCUAACCUCAAAAAUGUCAAACAUGAAAAUGCAUCGUCAUCAUCAUCAGUUUAUGAGUCAAUUUGUACAAAUUACAUUUUGUAUAAAAUCGUGGGAAACACAAAACUUAACAGCGCUCCAACGGUGGCUGCAAGAACUAAAAUACGCUCAAUGGCCUUGAUUGGAUAAAUACCGACUAUUUGUUUACACUUAAUGGUUGAAAAACCAUUUCAACAAUGUAAAUAUAGCAACAAGUUUGUCAUAUGACAGCAGAUACUGUCAACGAAACACAUUCGUAACCCGCUUCGUUUUUCAUCAAUCGUUUUCAACAAAUUUCCAGUGUACACAUUCAAGUAACCUUUGCAAUCACAUAACAUCCACAAGAUGUCUAAUGAAAUGCCAACAGCCAUCCCAUUACCACUCAGUGAUGAAGUGCUCAGGGAACUCAUACCAAAAGCCAAAGAUUGGGCGCUUAUGCACGGCGCAGCAAUGCGUUCAAAAACAUCAUUCUCAGCAGACUCACUCAACUUUGCUCCCUUUGUUCUGACGCCAUCAGCAGUGCCCCGGAAAGAAUUCCAAAGAGCUGUUGAUCUACAAUGUGUAAUCAAUAAACUGGUGCAUGCAGUGGCUCACAAUCGUGAGUUUCUUGUUGAUUGUCUGAAGGAAACAAUCAAAGUGGAUGAAUUCACCAAGAAUUUAUUCAACAUCUAUAACAUUGUCACUGAGGAAGGCAUCACACAGCGGACAUCUUUGGCGAUUCUGCGCUCCGAUUACAUGUCACACUCUUUGGAUAACAACCGGCUGAAACAGGUUGAAGUCAACACGAUUGCGUGCAGCUUCGCCGGUAUCAGCUCGCUCUUGCUACAAUUGAAUAGUUUUAUAUUGGCUGAACUGCAUCAAGCUGAUAAACUUGCCAAUAUGCCGGAGAAUCAUGCGUUGGAAGGCAUUUGCAGUGGCAUGUUGACCGCGCAUCGCCACUAUGGUGUUCCCAAUGCAGUGAUUCUGUUUCUUGUCGAGGAUACGACGUACAAUAUUUGCGAUCAACGCUUUCAUGAGUUUGAAAUCGCUCGGCUGAAUCCUCGUGUGCGUGUGAAACGACGCACCUUGACAGAUAUUGCCGUUGAUGGACGUCUGGGAGAUAAAAGGAUUUAUUUUAGCGAUGAUUUUGAAGUUGCGGUGGUUUAUUUCCGUUCCGGAUAUGAACCAGAUCAUUAUGUAACGCAGGGUGAGUGGGACGCUCGAUUGAUGAUUGAACGUUCGUUGGCAAUCAAAUGUCCUUCAAUUCAAUACCAUCUUGCUGGUACCAAGAAGGUUCAGCAGGAGUUGGCUAGUCCUGGAUGCCUGGAGCGUUUCCUUGAUGAUCCGAAUGAAGUCGAAGCUGUUCGCUCGAUAUUCACAGGUUUAUACAGUCUUGAUAUGGAUGAUGAGGGUAAUAAGAAUGUUAGGAUGGCGCUGGAUCAUCCAGAACGCUAUGUAUUGAAACCUCAACGUGAGGGCGGCGGUAAUAAUAUCUACGGUCACGAAAUACAUACUGCAUUGUCGCGUAUGAGAGGUACUGAGCGCACUGGGUGGAUACUCAUGCAGCGUAUUGAGCCGCCCAUAGCGAGGAGUUAUAUAAUUCGACCUGGAGGUCCGGAUGUACCGGAAAUGGUUGAUAUGGUCUCGGAAUUAGGGAUUUUUGGUGUUAUUAUUGGGGAUGAGACGAAUAUUUUGGAGAAUGAGCAAGUUGGGCACAUGUUGAGGACGAAAGUUGCCACUGCGAACGAGGCUGGUGUCGCGGCGGGAUCGGGGGCUUUAGACAGCCCAUUUUUGAUAGACUAACGGGUUUUAAGUUACGGAUUAUAAAAGAAAUUUUAAUUAAGUAGGUUGGGAGUGCACCAGCACAAGAUUUAUUAUGCAUUUUUAAAUAUAUACACUUUAUUACUGCAA
Messenger RNA from Dalotia coriaria, 2005 nucleotides. Its product is annotated as glutathione synthetase-like. The record is from RefSeq and is a predicted model, not a curated record. Gene Ontology annotation, cellular component: cytosol. Gene Ontology annotation, molecular function: glutathione synthase activity; ATP binding; glutathione binding. The transcript has 9 exons. The coding region runs from base 461 to 1897 and encodes 478 amino acids. Gene Ontology annotation, biological process: glutathione biosynthetic process. NCBI's taxonomy places the organism in Eukaryota, Metazoa, Arthropoda, Insecta, Coleoptera, Staphylinidae.